GGCCGCUCCGCGCUGCGGCCGGCGCAACACGCACCACAGCACAACACGACACAGCGCACCACCCGGCAGGUUCGAGGUCAUCAGGCGGGUCCGGGCCGGCCGCGCCAUGGUUGAGGGCAAGCACUACUUCUGGGUGGAGCGGACGCUGGGCUACGCCGACGAGGGCGCCGUCGCGGCCGGCGUCGACGUGGACGGCUGGGAGCUGUACGUGUGCCGCAGCCGGCACGAGGGCGAUCUGGUGCCGGGCCGGCUGGCGCCCCGCGACGGCUGCGCCUACGUGCCCUGGGGCGGCGGCGAGCACGUCAAGCUGGAGUACGAGGUGCUGGUGGUGCUGGGGGGUGAGGGUCGGUGGGUUGCGACGCGCGGCGGCUGUGUGCCCAUUGAGGCACUGGAGGCUGGUGCUGCCGGCAGCGAGCCGCUCUUUGUGGGCAGGGCCUGCUUCGAUGGCUUGCUGGUGCCUGGCAAGGUACACCCAAGCCACGGUGUCUGCUACAUCUCAUAUGGUGGGGCAGAGAUUGCUUGCCCGGAGUACGAGGUUCUCGUCAUACACAUAUAGACAGUGCCUCCUUGUAUCAGACUGCUACAUCUGAGGAGCAUCUCAACCUCUCCUCACUCAUUACUUCCUUCCAUUUUAAGGAAACGUCACUGUCGAUCUCUGAAAAUUUCCUGUGAUAUACAAUUUUAUGUCUUAUUUAAUACCAGAUGGUGCUUAUAUCCAUCUGCAAUGCCAAACAAUGCAAGUCAUAAUUUUAGUACACGUUUUUCAAUUUUUAUAUUUUCUUACUGAUUCCAAACAACUCAGUGAAUCCUAUUGAUCACUGAGACAAGUGUUUUGAGUGAAAUGUAUAUUAAUGUGUUGCACAUUACUGCUUGUUAUAGGUAAUAAAGUUCUUUUACAACUUCAGUUCAUCCAUUGCUUUACUCACAUUCUUCCAAUAAUGACAUAAUUUCUCUUAUAAAUAAUGACACAUGAAUAUUUGAAUAACAUAAAAGUCUUAGUGUAGGAUAAAAUGUUCCACUUGGAGGUGAGUGCAACAAUAUCAGUAGCAGCUAUAUACUUUCAAUGUUCAUCCUUGUUAGCAAAUUUGUUGAAGCUUUUUGUAAUAUAUAUAUGUUUUGGAAACCAUGGUCACUCAGUUCUAUGGUAACAAGAAAAAAGAAAAUUGUGAAUGUAAUAAUGGAUCUAAUCACAUUAUAAUGUCCAUAUGUACAAAAAUAUAAACCUAGUAUAUGGAAACCAAUACAGUGCUAACACAUCAAAAUCAAAUGAACCCUAUUUUAUUAUAUAUAUUUCAUUGUAAGUGUUUACAAUUGUGCCUUAAUUCUGUAUUUAACGGUUAUCUUUUUUGGAAAAGUACUGCAUAUAGCAAUAUUUUUCUAUAACAGAUUGUUUAAAUUGUACACAAAUUUAUUUUCACAUCUGAAUGUAAGUCCCUAGUUCUGUAUUUAAAGAAUAUGGCAUGUGAGUUCUGCACUAAUGUGAUAAAUUUCCAUUUCUCUAUCUUUGUUAUCUAGUCAUCUUCUCAUUUGGUCUCAGUAAUUUUCCCUGUCAUUACUGAGACAUUUACUGUACUUGUAACUAGAAGACUAUAUAUAAUGAACUAAAAGGAAAAGAAAUAACAUUCCAUUCUGCAAAUGUCCUGCUUAAUCUUGGUCCUCUAUAUUUAAUUAUAUUUUUGGUUUUCGUAAAAUAUCUCUGUACGUGUUCAUUUUGAUUUUAACUCUGUUAAAUGUUAUAUGUUCUGUCUUCCUCAAAGUGAAACUCUUGCAUGGUUAUUGGUGUGAUGCUACAGAAAAAUAUUAUUCCUGACAUAAUACAUAACACAUAAUGCAUCCAUUGUGGUAUAUAUAUCCUUUCAUAAAUUAAAUAUUUUGCUACUAAUUGUUGCAGGAUCAUCAUUGUAUUUCUAUUUCUGUUUACACAGAUUAAGAUGAAAUUGGUGAAACGAUAUAAGCUGAAAUAAAAUUGUUAUCUAGAUUAAACAUUGGUAUGAAACACUGAUGUGAGAACAUCCAUAAUUAAUUGGUACAUUGAGUUAAAUUAUUUUGAAACAUGCUAUGCUGCGUCUUGCAAUUAUCGACCUGCGUGAUGACGCCAUGAUACAUGCACACAUUCAAACACGUACAGGUUUUAAGUGGUGGCACACUGUUAAAUCGUGGUUAGCUUA
Messenger RNA from Schistocerca serialis cubense, 2168 nucleotides. RefSeq lists its product as uncharacterized. Lineage: Eukaryota; Metazoa; Arthropoda; Insecta; Orthoptera; Acrididae. The transcript is spliced from 4 exons. The record is from RefSeq and is a predicted model, not a curated record. The coding region runs from base 107 to 556 and encodes 149 amino acids.